AUGGAGCCGCCGGACGACGACGGAAAGCGGUCGCUCUUUGGUGGCAUGCGCGUGCGCUGCGUGACGCCGACAAAGGCGCCUCGGUCGCCCGCCCGGAACUUCCGCGACAUGUGGACCGGCGCACGCAGCGGCGAGACCAAGCCGCCCAAGGCCAAGCGGCAGUGGUUCUUUGACUCGGACGCGGCCAAGGAGCCGCUCGAAGCAUCGACCGUGACGGAAACCGGCGACGACGACGGCGACGGCGAGACGCUGGGCCAUAGCGCGCAAGCCUUCCAACUCGUCGAGUCGUGGUGCAAGGCCAACGAAGUCUCGUUUCCGAUCGCCGAGAAGAGCAGCCGCCGCGAGAUGCAGCAUGCGCUCGAUAUGAUGCUCGCGUACAUCGACGAGCAAGACAACCAGCUCUCGAGCGAGAUCCUUGAGCUCGAUGCCAAAGUCCAAACGGUCCGACGACCGAGCUCUCGCCAACGUCUCCCGUCCCCUUUUCAGAUUCGACUGCCCGAGCACGACACGAGCUUGCUCCCCCACGGGGGGUGCCCCCUCUUGGACACGCUUGUGGUGGUGGGCCCCGAUAUUACCGACGUUGUCAUCUCUCCGUCGCUGCUCGAGACCGUGUUUGAGCCGCUCGUGUGCGCGACAUAUCCACGCCCCGCGCUGUAUGAGAGCCUCCAGCACUUUUGCUUUCCCAACGGCAUUCGACUGCUCGCGGACGCCGACGACGAGAGUCUGGCGCCGUCGUUCUUUCUCUUCGUCUUGUCUGGCGGCGGCGACAUGGGCCAAGACAUGCACUACGCGAGCUGCCUCGUGCGCUGGCUCCCGCUGCCAAAAGACGUGGCGAUGCAGCCCCACGCGUCCAGCGUCCAUGUGCCGAUCGCGUACUGCAUCGUGUCCAAGCUACCGUGUUGGAGCUUCUACAAGCCUCUCUUGCAGCACCUGCACGACUUGCACGGCGCCGAGCUGAUCGCCACGCCCCAAUUGUGGCACGACCUCAGCACCCUCGUCCCCCCCAAGCUCGAGCACCUCUUGUCCAAGAAGCUUGGCCAGUUGACCGAGCUCUUGGUGCCGCCGCCAGGUCAGGUUCUGGACGUUCCGCUCUUCGAGUCGAAUCGCCGCUUGCACCUCAAGCGCCCCGCGCACCGCCGGAGCGUCGUGCCCUUUGGCCACCGCGAGGAAUGCACAGGGCUGCUCUUGCAGUGGGCACUGCCGAUCGUUUUGGACUGCAUCUCGAUGCCUACGUUUCUGAUUGCGUGGACGAGCCUUUUGCUCGAAGCCAAAGUCGUCGUUGUCUGCGACGACCUCGAGGUGUUGACGUCGACCGUGCUUGGCCUUGUCUCGCUCCUCGCACCCCUCACGUGGGCAGGCCCCGUCAUUGCCGUGCUGCCGGCGACGCUGCUCGAGUACCUUGAGGCGCCCGUGCCAUUUCUCAUCGGCGUCCAAGAACUACCGAGCCGAUUCCACAAUAUUCCUGGCCUCGUGCGGGUGUACCCGCUUGACGACUGCGUUCUCUGGGACGAACGCGAGACGAUGCCCACGCACGACCUGCUCGCGGACGAGCUCAGUCCACUUUUUGGCGCCAACGAGCCAUGGACCGCCAGUGCUGUCGAUACCUUUGCACACCAGAUCCACGACGUUAUCCAGUCGCUCCUCGAACCAACGUCGCGAGACCACGCCCUCUCGACCCAGAUCCAGUCGACACAAAUGUACCAGAUUUUUCUCGAAAAACGCCGGGCCCAUCGCCACUUGCCAGUGAUUCCCGAGCAAGUGUCCGACCCGAGCAGCAACACCAACAACAGCAACAACAACAACAGUGAUAACAACAACAACAACAAUCAAGACGAAGCGCAUUGGAGCGCGUCGCUCGGGCAAGGGAUCGAACCCGGGACCACCGUAUCGGCUCUGGACCGACUGCGCGGGCUCUGCGCGCGGGACGAGCCCAAGCACGUGACCGUCGUCAUCAAGAACGUUGUGGCGCUGGCAUCGCCCAAGCAAAAGCAGCCUCCGUGUCGCAACCAGAAGACAAUGACGACGCAGGUGCCCAAGUCGCCGCAUCGCCCCGCAUCGCCUGCCAAAGAGCCCUUUAAACAACUCAAUUGUGCGUUCAAGCCAGAUGAGACGAAUGCGCAUACGAAGCGCCGACCGUCGAAAACGAGUCCGCUCGUAGCGUCGGAUGUGGUUCUCGAACCCGAGUCCGUUCGCGCUCCAGAAGACGCGCCGUUGCAACGUGUACCAAGCGUCCGCGAGGCCAGUGUCGAGGCCCUCGAACCACCACAUCUCUCGCGAGACGAGUCCAUCCAGCACAUUCAGCGAUGGUGGCGGCAACGCAAGCCUGCGGUGGCCGCUCCUGUCGAGCCCAGCGUGCCCAGUCGCACGCCUGCACCGAUCAAGCCAACGCCCCCUCGCCGCUUCUCCGCGCCACUCGUCUCCACCGGGCAGGCUUCCUUGUCCCGCGCCCCGUCCAGCACACAAAGUAGCAUCUCAAUCCUUCUCGACGGUGUCGCCGUGCUCAAGUUGAGUCGGCGCCGCCACCACUGGAACAAGCGCUGGCUCUUCUGCGACAGCAGCGGCGAGCACUUGCUCUGGGAGAAGACCGAGUCCCGAAGCAAGACGACAACCAAAGCACCGAUGCGCGUCGACGCCAUUCUCGACAUUGCAGUUGGCGCCGAUCUCAAGCCCUCGACGUACCUUCGAACCGUCAACACGCUCUUCGCAACGACAGGUAUGGACACAGAGACGCUCGUGUCGCCGACAGGCGACCGGCUCCCACCCGACAACCUCUGCCUCACGCUGCACACGGCGCUCGACGACAGCGCGCUCGUGUUCAAAUUCGAGUCGAAAGAGGUCUUCGACCAGGUUCUGCUCGGCCUCAACGCCCUCUACAAGCAGCGACGCAGUGCGCCGCCACGCGACCGAGACAUCACAACGAGCAGCGAGCAGUUCUCGACGGCGUCGUUGGUGCCGAUCGACGACGAGCGAGCGACGCUCGAGCACUUUCUCCUCGACCUCAAACGCGGGUUCCGCAUCAAAAAGCACGGACGGCAGGGAGCGCCGCACGCACGCAUGCUGCGCUGCGACGCCGAGGUCAAGAUCGUCUCGUGCACCGAGAUGGAGCUUUCGUCGUCGCCGAGCAAAGUCCGUCACUGGCGUGGCCGCAAAGACAAGUCCAAAAAAACCAUUCUGCCCAUCGACACCAUCUCGGACGUCCAUUUGAAAGACGGCCUUAGCCCGCUGCGGAGCCUCCUGUACGGCCGCGCCGAGUGCAUUGCGAUCGUGAGCUCGGUCAAGACGCUCGUCGUUAGCACGGAAUGCAGCGCCGACCAGGCACGGCUGCUUGACGGCUUCCAGCUCCUCAUCAAGUACUACGGCACGCAUACAGUGAGCAGCAACAGCGGCGCCAAAGCCAGUGUCUAA
Messenger RNA from Saprolegnia parasitica CBS 223.65, 3405 nucleotides. RefSeq lists its product as hypothetical. The coding region runs from base 1 to 3405 and encodes 1134 amino acids. The record is from RefSeq and is a predicted model, not a curated record. The transcript is spliced from 11 exons. Lineage: Eukaryota; Oomycota; Saprolegniomycetes; Saprolegniales; Saprolegniaceae.